This is a messenger RNA of Paramecium tetraurelia, 288 nucleotides long. RefSeq lists its product as uncharacterized. Lineage: Eukaryota; Ciliophora; Oligohymenophorea; Peniculida; Parameciidae. The record is from RefSeq and is a predicted model, not a curated record. The transcript is spliced from 2 exons.
AUGCACGGUCCCGAUAUUAGUGAUUUGGAUUUGCCAGAUCUUACUUUAUACCCAUCAACAACUGGAUAUUCAGAAUAAAAGCGUUGUUUCAAAUAAUGUGUAAAAGAUAUGUCCAUCUCUUAUUUGAACAUUGAUGAAGAAUCCUGUUCAAAAAAUUGCUUAUCCAAAUAUUUGCAAGCUUAAAUAUUCUUAUCAUAAAAGAUGACUAAUGCUUUAACUCAACUUGUAACCUAGGAUCCCUCCAUAAAAAUAGCAUUUAAAAAGCCUUAUAAAUUGCCAGAAUAAUGA